Molecule: messenger RNA, 3327 nt
Organism: Pistacia vera
Lineage: Eukaryota; Viridiplantae; Streptophyta; Magnoliopsida; Sapindales; Anacardiaceae
Product: DNA mismatch repair protein MSH2
Exons: 13
Coding region: 258-2885 (875 amino acids)
Biological process (GO): mitotic recombination; mismatch repair
Cellular component (GO): nucleus; MutSalpha complex
Molecular function (GO): mismatched DNA binding; ATP-dependent DNA damage sensor activity; ATP binding
Source: RefSeq, a predicted model, not a curated record
AUAAUUCAUUCUUCUAAGAACCCAGAACAAAACCCUCUUCUCUUCUGCCAUCAAAUGGCGACAACAUUAUUGAAGAACAGAACAAACUUCCUGAACUCAAACUAGAUGCAAAGCAAGCUCGAGGGUUUCUUUCAUUCUACAAAACCCUACCAAAUGACCCGAGGGCUGUUCGGUUCUUUGAUCGUCGGGACUACUAUACUGCUCAUGGUGAAAAUGCAACUUUUGUUGCAAAGACAUACUACCGUACUACUACUGCUAUGCGACAAUUGGGCAGUGGAUCUGAUGCUCUUUCCAGUAUAAGUGUUAUUAAGAACAUGUUUGAAACAAUUGCUCGUGAUGUUCUUCUGGAGAGAACAGACCACACUCUUGAGCUGUAUGAGGGUAGUGGCUCAAAUUGGAAACUGGUGAAAAGUGGAACUCCUGGUAAUCUAGGAAGUUUUGAAGAUGUUCUGUUUGCUAACAAUGAGAUGCAGGAUUCCCCUGUCGUAGUUGCACUAUGUCCAAACUUCCGUGAAAAUGGAUGCACUGUUGGGUUGGGUUAUAUUGAUUUAACUAAGAGAGUACUUGGAGUGGCUGAAUUUCUUGAUGAUAGCCACUUUACAAAUUUGGAAUCAUCUUUGGUUGCUCUUGGUUGUAAGGAAUGCCUUUUGCCUAUAGAGUCUGGAAAGUCUAGUGAGUGUAGACCUCUGAUUGAUGCUUUGACCAGAUGCGGUGUGAUGUUAACUGAGAGAAAGAAAAAUGAGUUUAAAACAAGGGAUUUAGUGCAGGAUCUUGGUAGGCUGGUUAAAGGUUCCAUUGAACCAGUUCGAGAUUUGAUUUCUUGUUUUGAAUUUGCUCCUGGUUCUUUAGGGGCGUUAUUGUCUUACGCUGAGUUACUUGCAGAUGAGAGCAAUUAUGGAAGUUAUUCAAUUCGAAAGUACAAUCUAGAAAGCUACAUGAGGUUGGAUUCUGCUGCUAUGAGGGCACUAAAUGUCAUGGAAAGCAAAACUGAUGCAAACAAGAAUUUCAGUUUGUUUGGUCUCCUGAAUAGAACCUGUACUGCUGGGAUGGGAAAGCGAUUACUUCAUAUGUGGUUAAAGCAGCCUUUAUUAGAUGUGAAUGAAAUAAAUGCCAGGCUGGACCUGGUACAAGCAUUUGUUGAAGAUACUGCACUUCGCCAAGAUCUGAGGCAGCAUCUGAAAAGAAUCUCUGAUAUAGAACGACUGAUGCAUAACCUUGGGAGGAGAAGAGCUGGUCUGCAGCAUAUAGUAAAACUUUAUCAGUCAAGUAUCCGACUUCCAUACAUUAGAAAUGCCCUGCAACAGUAUGAUGGACAGUUUUCAUUGUUGAUCAAGGAAAGGUAUUUAGAUCCGCUGGAGGUUUUAACUGAUGAUGAUCAUUUGAAUAAGUUCAUUGGUCUGGUAGAAGCUUCUGUUGACCUUGAUCAACUUGAAAAUGGAGAAUACAUGAUCUCAUCAAGUUAUGAUCCUGCUUUAUCAGCGCUAAAAGAUGAGCAGGAGUCUCUGGAUUGCCAAAUACACAGUUUGCAUAAACAAACAGCUUAUGACCUUGAUUUGCCUCUAGAUAAGGCCUUGAAGUUAGAUAAAGGCACACAGUUUGGACAUGUCUUCAGAAUUACAAAGAAGGAAGAACCAAAAAUAAGGAAAAAGCUCAGUACUCAAUUUAUUGUCCUCGAAACACGGAAAGAUGGAGUGAAAUUCACUAAUACAAAGCUUAAAAAAUUAGGGGACCAGUACCAAAAAGUUCUUGACGAGUACAAGAAUUGUCAAAAAGAGCUUGUUAACCGAGUUGUUCAAACUGCAGCAAGUUUCUCUGAGGUAUUCGAGUCUUUGGCUGGCUUGCUUUCGGAAUUGGACGUCUUGCUCAGUUUUGCUGAUUUAGCUUCCAGUUGUCCAACUCCAUACACAAGACCAGACAUCAAUCCACCCGAUGUGGGAGAUAUUAUAUUAGAAGGGAGUAGACACCCUUGUGUCGAAGCACAAGAUUGGGUGAAUUUUAUACCAAAUGAUUGUAAACUUAUCAGAGGAAAGAGUUGGUUUCAGAUCAUCACUGGACCUAACAUGGGUGGAAAGUCCACAUUUAUUCGGCAGAUUGGUGUAAAUGUUUUGAUGGCACAAGUUGGUUCUUUUGUUCCUUGUGACAAAGCUAGCAUUUCUGUACGUGAUUGCAUUUUUGCUCGUGUUGGUGCUGGUGACUGCCAACUACGUGGAGUUUCUACCUUUAUGCAAGAAAUGCUUGAAACUGCAUCAAUAUUGAAGGGAGCUACCGAUAAGUCAUUGAUAAUCAUUGAUGAAUUGGGACGUGGGACAUCAACUUAUGAUGGAUUUGGUUUAGCGUGGGCUAUAUGUGAGCACCUGGUUGAAGUGAUUAGAGCACCGACUUUGUUUGCAACCCACUUCCAUGAAUUGACUGCAUUAGCUGAUGAAAAUGCCAAUCAUGAACUCCAUACAAAGCAAAUUGGUGGUGUGGCCAACUAUCAUGUCAGUGCACAUAUUGACUUGUCAAGUCGCAAGUUGACUAUGUUGUACAAGGUUGAACCAGGGGCUUGUGAUCAAAGUUUUGGUAUUCAUGUUGCAGAAUUUGCAAAUUUUCCUGAAAGUGUUGUUGCCCUUGCUAGAGAAAAAGCUGCUGAAUUGGAAGAUUUCUCGCCUUCUGCAGUAACUUCAAAUGAUUCUAAAGAGGAGGUGGGAUCCAAAAGAAAGAGAGUGAGCGAUCCCAGUGACAUGUCCAAAGGUGCAGCCCGGGCUCACGAAUUUCUGAAGAAAUUCUCUGAUUUGCCAUUAGAGAAAAUGGACUUGCAGCAGGCUCUGCAACAAGUAAAAAAGAUGAAGGAUGACUUGGAGAAAGAUGCAGUAGACUGCGACUGGCUCCAGCAAUUCCUCUAGUUCUCCUUCAAACCUUAGUGUGAGAACAUAUGUAAAUCCCAUCUCUGUAUAUGAGACAUGGUUGUUGGAUUAUCGGCUAGAGGUAUCAAAUCAAACGCGCCUGAUCUCCAUUUUUGUCUAUACUACGAAGGGAAUCGGAAGUGGCAGCUGGCAACUUCAGUGGUUAUUAGCUUUCCUUUUUUAGGUCAAAUUCAAAAUGAUCAUAUAAUCGAGCGUAGCCACAUUGUUGAGAUUGAUUUCUGUGUUUCCCUUUGUCGGAGUGAGAGGUGACAAUGUAAGUAGUUCUUGUCCCUCUGUGUGUAUGAUUCCUGGCUUAUUUUAUUAUAUGCGUCCCCAUGGUUUUGCGAAAGCAUUUGUUCUACCUCUGGAUUUCUUUCUAAAUAACAUUAUUUUGUUUAAACAAUCAGUAAUCUCAAACUAAGCCUAAAUCUAGUUUAAUUGC